AAUAUAGUGCGGACGUAUGUAACAAACGAAAGGGGUUCUGAAGUCCCUCUGUAUGUCAUAUGCUUAUCCAUGCAAAUUUGCAUUCAAGUUACAAGUUGCAAUUUUCGAAAUAUUGUGCGAAAUUUGGUACUCCGAGUUGGAAACUGGUUUGCAAUAGGUGUGAUGUUAUUAUCAAUUGCUUCAAAGGAGCAACCAAAGUGACGGUAGAGGCAGAGGACAAAUACAAUGAAUGGGGAGCUCAAUUAGUGUCAGUUGUCUAUAAAUCAGAUAAAACCAAGUUUAAGGAUAGUUCAGAAGAGAAAACGGGUUGUAUUUUUUGUUCAAGUGAUUUUUCGCAUUUAGUGGAAAAGCAUCGUGCCGUUCCAUCGAGGCCAGUAAAUAUAUGUGAUAAUAGUGGUGGAACCGGCAUUGGACGCGGAGGUCGUGGUGGCGGUCGCGGUAACAAAGGACGUAGCAGUGGAAGAGGAAGUCGCGGCGGAACACGGCCACCCAAAGAUAAAAUGGCUGAAUUGGCAGCUUAUUUUGUUUAAAGUAUUUGGAAGAAGCAUCUACGAAAGUAUGCAAAUGCAAGUAUCUUAUCACCUUUCCAUAUCGAAUGGAAUAGACGGACUCUUUGGAAUACUUAACAAAAUAAAAAUUGUAUUAAAAAAAAAAGUCGUUUAAUUUAAGAUCAAAACAAACAAAUACUAAAGGGAUAACAUGCCUUGCAAG
This is a messenger RNA of Glossina fuscipes, 711 nucleotides long. RefSeq names its product DNA topoisomerase 3-beta-like. The coding region runs from base 60 to 530 and encodes 156 amino acids. NCBI's taxonomy places the organism in Eukaryota, Metazoa, Arthropoda, Insecta, Diptera, Glossinidae. The record is from RefSeq and is a predicted model, not a curated record. The transcript has 2 exons.